Messenger RNA from Anopheles merus, 4274 nucleotides. RefSeq names its product serine/threonine-protein kinase ATM-like. The record is from RefSeq and is a predicted model, not a curated record. The transcript is spliced from 9 exons. Lineage: Eukaryota; Metazoa; Arthropoda; Insecta; Diptera; Culicidae. The coding region runs from base 32 to 3943 and encodes 1303 amino acids.
GGCUGUGGUGAAAUUUUUAGCCAACUGCUCGAUGCAAACACUGCUGGCGGACUAUUUGAGCCGGCUGAUUGUCCACCUGCGCCAGGCGGUAAACGAGAAGAAAAGUAACGUUUUAUGCGAUCUGAUAAACAUAGCUUUGUACAUAACAGAAGCGAUAGCGGUGGAUUGUAAGGCGAAGAUCAUUGCAUUCUUGGAGUCGCUCGUUCCAUGCACGGUGAAACUUUACAAGGAAGCAAACUUGCGCAAGGAACAGAAAGUGUCACUGUUCCGGUUGAUGCAUCUGUCGCUGAUAAUGUUGUACCCGGGAGGAAAAUCUCAUACCCUUGCCAAACCACUGACCCGAGACGGUUUGCAGCAGGUCGAGGACGAUGAAGCGCGAAGGAAAACGUUGCGCGAAUAUCAUUACAUACUGACGAGUGAAAUGAAGGCACGGGAUCAGAGUUCGUUCUUUGGCUCGAAUGAGGCCCCUUUUGCUGAUGGUUUCAUUGACUUUGCCGCCCGGUUGUGUUAUACGGUGUACUGGAACGAGGAUAAUUGGAAGGAAUCUAGCGGCGAAGAAACGGCCGCAAAGCGAAACAAACAGUUUAACAAACUGCAAAGCAUCAUGGAGAUGGUCGGUACUGCUCCAAAUCAGCUUAAUUUGCGUUGGUUGUACAUCCUUUCUGCGGUUCUAGACAGAUAUGAGGCAGCACUUACUAGCGACGACUAUGCGCAACUGUUGCAACUGUUGUGCAAUGUGCAACCGAGCCUACAAUCGCCGCACGAGCAUGAUGCUUUCUACCAGUGCUGUUCCGUGCUGCUCGCGUUCGAACAAAAGUCAACCCAUCGAUCGUUGAACACAGCGGCGGCCAGCGGUGAAUCGAUUGGCGAGCUUUGGGCCAAAAUGAUAGCCGCUGCGUUCCGUGCCUGCACCAACACCGCCGCAAGAACGUGCGCUAAAUCCAAUCUCCUGCUGCAGCUAUUGAUUCGCCAUCGAAAGUAUCCGAACGUCGGCUUUCUAAACAGCACCGUGCUGGAAGCCUUUUACACCUAUGCCGUGGAGAAGACGAACCUUAACGUCGGCACGGUGCUGUCCAUCCUGGAGACGGUGGGCAACGCCGAGUGUCUCGGCAGUGUCGACGGUGUGCUGACCAAGCUGCUCAACUAUCUCUAUCCGCAGACGCGCGAAACACAGUCGAAAGCGAUACUACACGCAAAGGAGCGGCUGAGCGCAAAGACGCUGGCACGCAUUUCGAUCCUUUGCGUGGUGACUACAUGUUGCGCAAUGGAUGAGACAGAGCGGCACACACACGCCGGAGUGCACGAUACCUUUUACCGGGAGCGAGACGGGCAGUUGCAAACGCUCGAGCAAAGACUUCGCUACCAUAGUUUAGAGGAAUUGCUAGCGUUGGAGCAGCACAAAAAGGAAGGGAUUGAUGCGGAAUCACCCCAAGGCAGCGCACGAAUCUCUUACAACAUAAACGAACCACUGUUUUUGCGCCUGUGUGAGGUAGUAAGCUUCGACAAGCAUAUCCUGCCCGAUGGGAAUUAUUUUCUAGCCGAUGGAUUGGCAUGCAUCUGCGACGAUUUGGAGUUGUACCUGGAGAUGCUCAACAUUUUGCAGCUGCACGCCGCGUACGAUGAGCAGCAGUGCACCAGGAGCCCACUGUACAAAAAGGUUCUGCUCAAGUUCGACCUACUAAACGGUGGAUUUGAGCGGCUGUUGAAAAACGAUGCGGCCUCCACGCUAAAUCUCAUCAAAACCAGGAACCUUGCCGAGCGAUUGUUGGCCAUCUUUCGUGUCCCUUACCAUCCGUCGGUAAGGAAGCUGCUGCAGCAAACCGAACACACGUUCAUUAUGCGAUGGGCAAUCGGGCAGAUCAGUCUGAAGGAGGGGGAGGAUUCGCAGUGCGUGACCGUGUUGCAGCCGGAUAAACUGGCCACGGAAGAGCAAAUGCAGCGAUGUUUCCUCCACGUCGUAGCGGAAUAUCUGCAGUACGAAGGGCCAAGCCUGAACGAGGCUCACGAGCUGCUGGAUCGGUUGGAACUGAAUGUGUUCAGCAGUUUGGAUUUGUUCUAUCUGUUUGAUCUGUGUCGAAUACUGCUGGCGCAAACUUCCCAUGAGGUGGUGGCCGUAUGGGUACUGAGAAACCUGGUAGAUGUGUGCAAAAACCACUACACCAAUCCUGACAUUACGGAGCAGAUUAUCGAUCUGUACGGUGCUUUAACCGCCUUCGUGAGCCCGUACGAAGACAUGAUCCGCAACGUAACGAUCGUGCUGUACUCGUUCGUAAAACAGUGCGCCAAACACACGUACUCUACCGAGCUGCAGGUGAAGAUACUGGCGCAGGUGAAGUAUCUGCUCCGCGCUUACCCGCAGCACAUCCGUACGCCAACGCACGAGAGCAUCUACAACGGAUUGGUGCCGUUGCUGAGCAGCCCAAGCUAUCGCAUCAAGCUGGAAGCGGUCAGGAAUAUUCUGCACUUCAUGCAGCUCGAAUGGUCACAUCCUGACCUUUCUUCGGUUCCGUGCAGCUUUUACGAGUUUCAGCUGCAACUGUACGAUCAAAUUCAGUUCGAGGAGCUACUAGCGACCGACGGUGGGAUGGACAUGAACGAUGAGAGAAUGAACGUGAUUAGCGGCUGCCUUCAGCUGCUGUUGGGCAUCUUUCGCAUUAGCUUCAUGCUGCGUCGGCGCGCGUUGUGCGAUUUUGUGCUGCUCGUUCAGUUGGGAAGCGUAAACGAUGACAAAAUGGCAAACACCAUACGGCUUAUGCGCACCUCCAGCGAUAUCGACUUCUGCCAGCUGCUUCAAGCUAACCUGGACACCGUACUCGAGCUAUGGCUAACCAAAGGGAAUCGGUUGCUGCAUUUCCCGUUCCGUCUAGCGGGAAAGAUCGCCACGAUCGAAGAGUUUAUCCAACUGUUCAAGAAAAACAUUUCCUUCGUCAUACUCUGCAUGCAGCCGGAACGGUUCGAACAGUUCUGCAAAUCGAUUGGCGUACAGCAGGCAGAAAUGGUGAAGAGUAUACUGCCGAAAUGUGUUUCGUUCCUUCUGCCCAAGUACGCCAAAUGUGAAGGGAUGGCGCCCAAGUAUGAUGCAAUAGCUAGUCGGAUGCACAAAGCACUUGCCCCUAUAAUAAGCACGGUAGAUCUUAAAGAUUACGUGUCGGAAAUUAUCAAACAUCUCACCCACCGAUUGAACGAUCACGUUGAGCUGGGCAAGCUGUUGGACCAGGACCUGCCAAGCUGCUUCGUUGCCGAUCUGUCGCUUAGCAAAGCCACUUACUCGACGGCGCUCGAGCACCUGAAACAGUCGGUAUGGGGAUCGCAAUCGUUCAAGUACACGCUGCUGAGCAAUUUGUGUUUUAAAAACAGCUCACCAAUUGAACGCACCCUAACGGAUGUCAAACGCUGGCUUUGGGCGGCUGAUGAACCGGAGCAGAAAAUGGUACAUCUCUUCCAGUACACGGUGUUUCUCGACCAUCUGAAAGAGUACAUCGGACAGCAGAAGGAACGCGCGUUCAAACCCUAUCUCGUGCGAGAUGUGGUGUAUUUCCUGUGCAACUUGUUGUCCUCCUUUCCCGCCCUACGACUUGCCACGCUCAACAGCUUCGGGCGGUUCCUGGAGCACGUGGUCGCAUCUAGCGAUGCGUGCGAGCUGCUCUCGGAACAUUUGCACUUCAUAGUGUCAUCAUUGCUGGAGGUGGAAAAUGUCGAUCCGGCAUCGGAGAUUUCUCAAAAAUCGCUAACUCUGCUACGGUUUCUGAUCUUACAACACUCUGCCGCGUUUGCGGGUGCGAUCGGUAAGCUGAAUUAUCUACCAAAGGACGAACGAUUCGAUCAGUUGCGGCUUGCUAUAUCGCGCCAAAAAACGAUCGGUCAUGAAAAUGUGCUGCCAAGGGAAGAAAUCGCGGCGCUGAUUGAGUUGCCCAAUUUAGAUACGAAGAUUUGGCUGCGCUGAAGAUUGUGCUCACCACCAAAAAGAAAGAUCUAAAAUUAUUGUGCGAUGAGCUGAGCGAGCAAAGCGCAUCGUCGGGCGCUAAUGGGGAAAGCGUGCUUCAUCGGUUAGUCUACACUUUGCUGGAAGUUGUGCGCAGCUCCCCGUUCGACAAGCGAUCGAUGGAAGCUCUCCGAUGUUUGAGUGAAAUAGGACCGAUCGAUCUGGGAACAAUGCAGUUAAAAUCCGACGCAGAAAUGAUUGCUUACGAUACAAUCAACAACUCGAAGGAAGCAAUCGAACGAUGUGCUGCGGUGCUGCUGAGCGAAUUGAACGAGCUGAUAACGAACAGAAA